AUGGCUUCUACAAUUAACUCUACCCCGGCUGCGAACAGCUCAUCUGGCAAUGCCAAUAUGUCUGCGCAGAACUCCGGUCGACCCUCGCUGAGAUCCGCCAGCACCAAGGGGUCCGACAGUCGACGACAGUCAGGCAGCCCUGCUGAUGGUGCACAGCGGCGCACAAACUCCCAAAAGGCCUGGACCCAAGGGACCAAUCCCAUUACCCAACGUUCUUCGUACGCUUCUUCGAAUGGCAAUAUGGCACAUCAGAGACACUCUGGCUCCCCCAGGCCGAACCAGAAGGAGUCGAAUACUGCCGAUCACCAUGCCCAUGACCGACUGGUCUUCCUAUUUGCCAGUUUCAUUGGCUUGAGCACUACCAUCACCACAAAAACCGGCGAGAACUUCACCGGCAUCUUCUCGUCCUCGACGCUUGAGCCGAGCGAUUCUACGUUCCUACUCAAAAUGGUCCAGCGUGCCUCGCAGGAGAACCAGCCCAAGGCCAAUGGCGUGAGUGAUGUGACAAGUCCGUAUCUUGGGGCCGCACCCGAGCACAGUAUGGCAUUCGAUGUCAAGGAUGUCGCGGACAUCUCGGUUCCCAAUGUUUCUACCGCCGAGGUUUCAGUCAAGGAGUCAAACGGCGCCUCAUCUGCGUUCAAGACUGACAGCGAUAUCUCGGGAAACCUAGCGAUGCGGGAGCGCACCCUCAAACGUUGGGAGCCAGCCGAGGAUGAUGUGGACAUGUCGCUUGAAACGACGAGCACAGCCGGAUGGGACCAAUUUGAGACGAAUGAAAGGCUUUUUGGUGCCAAGACCAACUAUGAUGAAAACCUCUACACGACUCGGAUCGACCGCUCCGAUCCUACAUACAAGCAGAAGCAGGUCGAAGCCGCCCGAAUCGCUCGUGAGAUUGAAGGCACCGACGUGGACAAUGUUCAUGUGCGUGAAGAGCGUGGCCUGGUCGCGCCGGAUACCGGUGAUCAAGACGAAGAAGACAAGUACAGCGGUGUUCGUCGAGACGAGAAGGCCUUCCCACCUCUUGUCUCCGGACAGCCGAACAAAUAUACACCGCCUGCUCGCCGACAGGCUGGUCCUCAACCUGCAGUGCCCACGGGCCCGUCGGCGAAACAGCCUGCUCCCGCUGCUGCCACAGUGCCCUCACAAGCACCGGCAAAGGAGUCGGCGCAAGCAGCACAACCACCCGCCGCAGCCAAAACUCCUGCAGAUGCCGAGGAGAAGACUGGCACGGCCAAGGCCCCAUCCCCGGGUUCGCAGACGGCGGCCAAGCGCUCUGGUCCUGAGAAUGCCACGGCAAAUGUGGAGACUGAGGUGCUGGAUCAUUUCCGUCAAUUCGCCAAUAGUGAAAAAUUGAAGAUGCAAGAGCGUCGUCGCAACCAAGCAACAUACGACCGGACAAUCAAGCUCAAUGAGCUGAUGAAAUUCUCUCAAAACUUCAAGCUUUCAACUCCUGUGCCGAAAGACUUGGUGCCCAUCCUGGCGAAAGACCGGACCAAACAGGAAGCGAUCGUUCAGCAAUUCCAGCAACCUGCAGAGGACAAGACUAUCCAGAAACUCACGCCUCCCUCCACUGAACCCAAGCCCGCAAACCGUGGUCCUGGACCCACUGGGGCUGUAGCUCCUGCUGCUCCCUCUGAUCGCCAGAAUUAUUCUCGUCGUCAGGGCUACCCUCCCACCGGCCCUCUUGCUGGACCGGGUGGCCGAUUCUCUCAGCAGCCGAUGCAGCAAGGUCGUCCCGGCACCGGUAUGCUUAGCCACCGGCUAGCAGACAACCUCCAGCAGCGGAAGGGGGCGAACAUGGGCCCUGUGCCCGCUCCUCUUCCUAUUCAGGAUGCUCGUGUGCCCCCAACCGGGCCUGCUGGCGACCAGAACAGGGUCACUAGCCCGGUCAAAACCCAAACUCCCACCUCCGCUGCGUCGACAAAGUUCAAUGUCCGAGCCAUGGAGUUCAAGCCAAACCCUGCUGCAAGCACUUUCACCCCCGGAGGAGCUCCCUCUGGCGGGGCCUCUGGCUCCACUGCGAGCCCUCGACCUUUUUCGCGAAACCACUCAGUGUCUCGUGCUACGACCCCCUCGGCAUUCUUCGGUGCCAGGAAACCACGGCCUAUCUCUGAGCGACCUUCCCUCAACGAUCAGUUCAACCCCAUUAAACGCAUGAAGAAGGAGAACGCAGAGCAAGCUGAGAAGCCUUACACUUCCAACGGAGGUAUCCCUUACCCUUACAAGACUCUGCCGACCUGGGAUCUCCCUGAAGGUACCGAAGAAAAGACCUAUGACCAGAUGUUCAAGCAGCCUGUUGCUGUGCCGUCAAUCUCUCCCCAGGGCCGGUCCGCAUCCAACAACCCCCACAUGCCACCGCAUCAGCAGAUGCCGUUCCCGUUCCAGCAACCCAACCCCGGCAUGCCUCCUUCAAUGCCUCCCAAUGGCCCUCAUCAUCUUCAUUCCCAAGGCCCUCACGGUCCAGGGCCCUCUCACAUGGAGGAUCAAAGGAUGCAGCUGUCCAAUUCGAGCUCUCAAGCUUUCCCGUCUCCGCGAAUGCAACAGAACCACCUGGGAUACCCUUCCCCCAUGGGGCCUCCUGCUCAACUCGCUUUUGGCCAACCGAUGCCGCACUUCUACGGAGCGCCUCAGCCGGGUCACAUGAGACAUUACCCCGGUGGGCCUCAGUUUGUGAACCCACAAAUGGGGGCUCCCAUGAUGAUGCAGCAGCCUUCCAAUGGACCCUACAUGGGCGUUCCGCAGGGAAUGUCGCCAUACACGCCCCAAAUGCAAAUGUACUCGCCUUCGCCAGGCCAUGCCUAUCCCCAGCAUGCACCCCCUCAGCCACACAGUGGAUAUCCAAGCCCAAGCCGCGGUGCGCCGAUGAUGAUGCAUCAGGGUUCGCAGUCUGGCCAGGCUCCGCAGCCGAUGAUGUUCAUGUCUCCUGGGCAGCCAGGAUACGUGCCUCCGGGUCGUGGCGGUUAUCCGCAACAGCAACCCCACUUUUCGUCCAGCCCGCACCAGUCGCAUCAUUACCCUCCUAACCAGCAUCGUACACCCAGCAAUGGCUUUAACCAAGUGCCUCAAAUUCCUCCUCCGGUAUCCCACACUCCGGCCACCUCUGGAGCGGGCUCUCACUCUGCUGAUGCCACUGAUGAAGGCAAAUGA
Molecule: messenger RNA, 3147 nt
Organism: Penicillium alfredii
Lineage: Eukaryota; Fungi; Ascomycota; Eurotiomycetes; Eurotiales; Aspergillaceae
Product: putative PAB1 binding protein (Pbp1)
Exons: 5
Coding region: 1-3147 (1048 amino acids)
Biological process (GO): cytoplasmic stress granule assembly
Cellular component (GO): cytoplasmic stress granule
Molecular function (GO): RNA binding
Source: RefSeq, a predicted model, not a curated record